CUUUCGAUUCGUUGUACAAUAUUUUGCCACAUCGAUUUUAGUUUUUUGAAUUUUGUGUUAAUUGUAUAAAAAUAUAUAUUUUAUUUAUAUUAUCAGAGUAUUAUUAGAAUGAAGUUUGUACAAAUAAAUAGUGCAUAAACAAAAUUAUACGUGCGCUAUAGUCAUUUUAGAAAACGUGCUAAAAGAAAUCACACGCGAAAAUAACGAACUCGCGAAACAGCUGAAACGGCUUCCUUUUCCUCUCAGUAAUAGCAGCGAAAGAGGAAGCAAUAUUCGUGCUACGACCAUUUUGAAAAGAUGAACGAACAACAGCAGCAGCAGCAAAUACGUGUAGCAAGAAGACAGCCGCGAAAGAUUUUGGGUAUCAAUGCGCUUGAAACAACUGCGCUUCCAAGUGGAUUAACUGGAACAAAUAUCAUAUUGUCAUCGCCAAAGAGCAACGUAGCUUCAUUAUCAGUAAAAUUACCGCCAUUGGAACACAACGCUAAUUCGUUGCCACAGCAGCAACAACAACAGCAUACGGUCUCUGGCGGAAAUACGAAUUGUGCAGCAACAACAAAUUUACCGACGACACACGUUUUAACAGCUCAACAACAGCAACAAAUGGAACGCUUACGUUUGGCUAAUAUGAUGAAUCAAGAAAUGCAUGCUUUAUGGCCUUAUGGUACGGCAACAUUCUUAUCACCUAUGUUACCAGCACCAAAUAUGGCUUUGCCUUAUGCACUCGCUGGCACGUUACCUUACGCCGCUGUGCCCAUAUAUCCAGCAGCCGCCGCCGCGGCUGCAGCUGGCAUGCAACAAAAUAUGUCGAAUGCGCCACCGCAUCAGUGUAACAAUAUGUCGCCGAUAACUUCCACAAAUGUUUUAACUGGUUCGGGCGCAUCUUCGGAAUCCACCAGCAGUACGGCAUCUUCCGGGGGUGUGCCAACUAUGCGUACUCAAGCAAAUGAUUCAAAUAAGAUAAAUAUUCAAAUUGGUUUGCAAUGCGUUAGUCAGAAUUCACCACUCAAUUUUAAUUCAAUGAAUGAGAUUAAUGCCUCGUUAGCUAAAGUUAAUUUGCUGAAUUUUUGUGCCGGCGCACCGGAAAAGGAAAAUAAAGAGUCAUCAUCACUGCGUAGUUCACCUAUUUUAUUAAGUUCAGAUGAUCUCAACAGCAGUUCUGGAAUUGGCAGCAAUAACGCCUUGAACAGUGGCGCUGGCGGCGAUGCCACUAAUGCUACCAAUUCGCCUGGUAGUGGUGGUAGUUGCACCGUAACACUUUCACAAGCUAAAUUCAAUGAACUAACACGCCUGGCACUACGUGGUAGUGAGAUUGCCGAGAAGCUGGCAUAUACUCAUCGCAAUCGGCCUUGCUUCAAAAAAAUUGACAGCCUAUGUGCGCGCAUGAAGCAGGAUCUUAUACGUCCAGAUGGUGUACUACCAAAUAUAAACUCACAGGGUAUAGCUUGGGCAGUAAAAGACUUCAUUUUCGUAUUUACCCGUGUUAUCAAUGCUUGGAUUAUAAUUAAAGGAUAUGUUUAUAAUACCCCAGAAGGACUUAACAAAGUAAAAUCUGCACUAAGUCCCGAAUUCGCUGCUAGUUUUGCAGCGUGGCAAGACACUACAAUGGAUUUUGUCGAGAAUCUAAUAAAAUCAUUUGUAAAUCUAGAUAAUUUAGUACAAUCGCAAAAGAAUGUUUAUCAGAAUUCGGAAAGUAAUAGCGCACGCGCACCGUCGAGUAAUACUACACCAAUUAAAUUCCUACAACCAGUGAAUACUUUGAUUGACGACUCUUUUGAUUUCCUUAACGCAUCAACCGAAAAAUCACAACAUAAUUCGCUAAAUAAAAAUUAUCUCUACACAAUGGUUGAAGACUCCGAAGGUAGUCAACGUCAGGCCACAGUAAAUGGCACAUAUUUCAAAACUGGCACUUAUAAUCCCAUCAAAAAGGAUGCUUUACUUGCAGAUCAAACAAGUAAUUCAACAACAAGUAUUUCCAGUGCUUCAGCAACAAAUACAGUUACAGCUCAGCAAUUACUCUCCACCAAUAAUCCACUGGAACAAUAUUUUGAUGAACAAAUUUCGAAAUGUUGGCCACCAACGACGGAGGUGGAUACUACAGCAGCAGCCGCUGCAGAGUAUUUGAAAAUAAAAGAGAAAAUUCCACCGAAUUGGUUAAGUUAUGAUAUACGUGUAUUGGAGCAAAAUUUAUCAGAAUUUUCAAAUGAUUAUGAUCCAAAUGCACCGCCACGACCAUUGGGCAAAGAUCUCAUUGAUAAAUUGAAUGUGAUGAUUGAACGUUUGAUGGCAAUGAAAAAUGCAGAUUUAUUUUUCAAAUCGCAGUUCACCAAGAAUUAUUUCCCCGAAUUCAUUUCUAAACAUAAACACGAUUUCAUGGAUGUUCGUUCGAUUAUACUCAAGUGUCAAGUGGGCGGCUACCAGCAUAUUUUCGAAGUAGUGCAUGAUGUUAAGAAAAUAGUGCACACUGGCAACGAGUUUUUAAAGUUCAAUGUUGACACCAAAUUGCAAAAAUCAAUUAUUGCUUUCGAAAGCGAAUUCAAUAAAUUACUCAGUGAACCACCAUUUGAGAAUUAUCAAUUCGAACAUAUUACCGGCGAGCCAAAGGAAAUGCUCUACAAUUGCCGCAACAAAUAAGAGUAACAAUCUUAAUUAGUCAUAUAGAUAACUUAAACUAUAUAUGUAUUAGUUUCGUCGUUAAAUUGGAAUGUGUUUGCAGAAAUUAAGAGGAGUUCAAUUCUGCAGAUUUCGAAAAUUAGUUUAAGUUUAUUCAAUUGCUUGUUUAACAAAUUUUCGUUGUUUCACUAAACUUCAAUAACAAACAAGAGUGUGUUUAUACAAUUUUGCUUACAAAUAGUGAAUGUACGUUUUACAAAAAUUCAAAUUUUAAUGUAUGAAAUGUAUGUUACAGCGGAAUACGCAUGUAGAAACUUAAGAAUUUUUUUGCAUUCUUGUUUUUUUUUUUUUUGGUUUGUCCAAUUUGUACAAUUGUGUGUGCAUUCGCUUUUGUAUAUACAUGCGCAUGUGCGUUGCUUUAUCAGAUUAUAUAAACUUUAAAAUAAGACUAUUUUUUGUGUGUAAAAUUAUAGAGUAUAGUAAUGCAGAUAUUCAUAUGUGUAAAUACGGCAGAUAUUUUCAUGUAUGUGCAUUUACAAUAUAAAUAUAUUUUAAGUUUUUAAAUUGCAAAAAAAAAAAAAUGAAUUGAAAAGUUCGCAAACAAAAGUUUCAGUAAAAGUCAGUUUUUAAUAUUGCUGACUAUUAUUAAUUUUAAGUUGUUUAAAUUAAAUUUUUUAAAGAAAAGCAAACAAAAUUUGAAAUAUUUUAUUUUUAGCCAUUCAUUUCAAAAUCUUUUUUGGUAGCGUCAAAUAUUUGAACUAACUGUGUUAAUUAAAAACUGAUUAGAAAUGAUUGCAAGCAAUAAUUAUUUAGGAUAUCUAUAGCUGUAAAAAAAUUUAAACUAAGCAAUUUAUUAUAAAACUCGUUAAGAGCGCAAUUUCGAAAUGUAAAACUGAAUGAGUCCGGCUGUAAAAUAGGAUAUAUGGAAAUAUCUAUGAAUUUAUUUUAAUCAAUUUAGUAUAUAAAUAUAUGUAUGUAAUGUAACGGGUUUGCUCUUUUGAAAUGUCAACCAAACUUCGUUUUAACCGCUUGAAAAAAUAUAAAUAUGCUUACAUAAUUAUAUAAUUUA
Molecule: messenger RNA, 3682 nt
Organism: Ceratitis capitata (Mediterranean fruit fly)
Lineage: Eukaryota; Metazoa; Arthropoda; Insecta; Diptera; Tephritidae
Gene: mtsh
Product: protein mitoshell
Exons: 7
Coding region: 298-2634 (778 amino acids)
Source: RefSeq, a predicted model, not a curated record